This is a messenger RNA of Megalobrama amblycephala (Wuchang bream), 6314 nucleotides long. RefSeq names its product nuclear factor of activated T cells 3a (gene nfatc3a). Gene Ontology annotation, cellular component: transcription regulator complex. NCBI's taxonomy places the organism in Eukaryota, Metazoa, Chordata, Actinopteri, Cypriniformes, Xenocyprididae. Gene Ontology annotation, molecular function: DNA-binding transcription factor activity, RNA polymerase II-specific; transcription factor binding; RNA polymerase II cis-regulatory region sequence-specific DNA binding. The record is from RefSeq and is a predicted model, not a curated record. Gene Ontology annotation, biological process: regulation of transcription by RNA polymerase II; cytokine production; calcineurin-NFAT signaling cascade.
GGCCGGGCGCGUGUGCGCGCUCUUGUGUUGUCUGCCGACUCGCCUGACGUCACCGCUGGAACUGCCCUGUCACGCGCUGUUAGUAAAAGUUGGGAUAGGAGCUCGAGCCUCGAAACGGAGAGCAGCAGCGAAUUUACGGACGAACUCGAUCAACGGUCGUGCUGACGCACAACGCUCACCCCCCUUCACGCCACGGGCAAAAAAAAGUUGAAGCCGCUGCGAGUUCGCUGAAUCUCCGCAGAAGGUCGAGCAGUUUGGAUUACUCUGAGGGAGAAGCAAUAAUAUUUUCUGCCCGAACUUAGAUAAGUACAGCAGGGAAAGUUCAAAAGUUUUGUCUUUAUAAUUAGUCAAUGUAGUGAGUUUAUUAAAGAGUCGGCGUACAUAGACGGGGUGAGCCCGAGCUGUCAAACCCGAUGACUACUGCAAACUGCCCCGGGAAUGAAGAGCUGGACUUCAGACUGAUCUUCGGGGAGGACGGGCAGCAGCCGCCGCUAGGCCCCGCAGAUCUAGAAACGGGUGAUAACACCUCAUUUUACAUCCUCAAUGUGGGCCAACCUCCUUCACUGGUGAGCCAAUCACAUAGUCUCCAACGGCAUGGAGGCCCGCCCCCAGCCCAACUCAUCACCACCUCCCCCUCCCUGCAAAGGACCUAUGAGCAAAGCUAUGAGCCUCAGGACUCUAAAUACACGCCCACAGGGGUGGGUAGAGGGGGGAACGGCCCACCAAAGGCCUUUGAAUGUCCCAGCAUCCAGAUCACCUCUAUUUCCCCGAGCUGCCAGCAGGAGAUGGAGGCCAGUGAGGAUGAGAUGAGAACCAAGGGUCCAGAUGGAGACUACCACGACAGGCCUCUGUCUCGGGACCACCUGUACCUGCCUCUAGAUCACUCGUAUCGAGAUUCGUCCCUGAGUCCAAGUCCAUGUAGCAGCCUUUCCUCGCGUAGCUGGUUCUCGGAUGCAUCAUCCUGCGAAUCCAUCUCACAUGUGUACGAUGACGUGGAUUCUGAGCUAAAUGAAGCAGCGGCACGUUUUACCCUGGGCUCACCGCUCACUUCACCUGGCUGCUCUCCACAGGCUGGACCGCAGGAGGAAGUAUGGCAACAGCAGCAGCAUCAUCAUCAUCAUCAUCACUCGGCCUUCACUCACUCCGUUUCUCAGCCACACGGCCAUUCUCUUUCGCCCCGCCAGUCGCCCUGUCACUCGCCCCGUACCAGCGUCACAGAUGAGAACUGGCUGAGCCCACGUUCACCUUCGCCCUCUUCCCGCCCGACAUCACCCUGUGGGAAGAGACGUCACUCCAGCGCUGAUAUAUGCUACCUGGGCUCUUUAUCACCCCAUCACUCCCCGACUGCCACGCCCGGCCCCUCGCCCAGGGGCAGCGUGACCGAAGACACCUGGAUAGGAAGCCCAUCCAUGAGUAUGUCCCCUUUCCAAUGUUGUCCCUCUGAGGCUGACAUUCCCUCCAAGACGAGGAAGACCUCCCAGGACUGUACAGCAGCAAUACAGCAAGGGAAGGGCGACAUGGCCAUGGAUGACUCUGGGAAUGUAUCUCCUUUGCUUGACUCACCUGCUGAGGAUGCCAUGCACGGAUUAAAGAAGGAUGGAUCUGGAGAGCAGUUUCUUUCUGUCCCAUCUCACUUCACAUGGAACAAACCCAAACCAGGACACACACCUAUUUUCAGGGCAUCAUCUCUGCCUCCCCUGGACUGGCCGUUGCCAAAUCAGUAUGGGCAGUAUGAACUAAAGAUUGAGGUUCACCCCAAAGCUCAUCACAGAGCUCAUUAUGAGACCGAAGGCAGCCGAGGUGCUGUCAAAGCCACGUCUGGGGGACACCCUAUCGUCAAGCUGGUUGGCUACAGUGAGAAGCCAGUGAAUCUGCAGAUGUUCAUCGGGACAGCGGACGACCGUUAUUUGAGGCCGCAUGCUUUCUACCAGGUUCACCGCAUCACAGGAAAAACUGUUGCUACAGCAAGCCAGGAAAUUAUCAUUGCCAGCACAAAGGUUCUCGAGAUUCCUCUCCUUCCUGAAAACAAUAUGUCUGCCAGUAUUGAUUGUGCUGGAAUCCUGAAGUUGAGGAACUCAGACAUCGAGCUGAGAAAAGGAGAGACUGAUAUUGGACGGAAAAACACUCGGGUCCGCGUGGUGUUCCGGGUUCACAUCCCACAACCCAAUGGAAAAGUGGUCUCACUGCAAGCUGCAUCAAUUCCAGUGGAGUGCUCCCAGCGCUCAGCACAGGAGUUACCUCAGGUCGAGAAAGCCAGUAUUAGCAGCUUCCCAGUGAGUGGAGGAGAGGAAAUGGUCAUCACGGGCUCCAACUUCUUCCCUGAGUCAAAAGUCAUUUUUCUGGAGAAAGGUCCUGAUGGAAGACCGCAGUGGGAGGUGGAGGCUAAGAUCAUCAGAGAGAAGAGUCAAGGAUCAAACAUUGUGGUGGAGGUGCCUCCUUAUCACAGUAAGACGGUCACUUCAGCAGUGCAGGUGCAGUUCUAUGUGUGCAAUGGCAAGCGGAAAAGGAGCCAGUCACACCGCUUUACCUAUCUGCCAGUCCUGGUCAAGCAAGAACAUAGGGAUGAUCUGGACUCCCCUGCCGUGCCGCCCAUGUCUAUGCCUCUGGUCCAUGCUGCCAGUUUGGUCUGCGCUCAGCCGCUGUCCUCCCCAGAGCACUCCCACCCACCAGACGGCCUUCUGUCCAGCUCCCCACGUGGCCUGGCUGCAGGCCUGCACCCACUCCAGGCCCCCUGCGCUCCAAUGGGCUCCCCAACUCUUCCCCACCUGCCCCACCUUCAGGCUCAAGGGCUGAAUGCACCUCCCGAAUGCCAGAUGCCCUUCCACCCAGGCCCUGCUGCCACUGCCAGGCCGUCUUACCCACCAAUACAGCACAACAUGCCUUUCAACGGUCAGCACAGUCUUCCUAUGACUGUGGGCUCCCCACAGGCCUAUGAGCGGAUGCCGUUCCAGUCCGAUCCGGCCGGGUGUCACACCCUGGGUUUGGGGAUGGUGUACGGCCCAGCUUCUUCAACACCCACCUCUGGAAUGCCGCCGGGGCCUGGCUCCAGCCCCAGCCAUGCAGCCUGUACAGGUAGCAACCAGGUAAUGGCCCACUCAGCCCCUCACCAUCACUCUCUAGGUUAUCACUGCCCCACUCCAGGGCAGGUCCCAUCACCCACCCACACGCUGGGACAGCCAGUCCCACAGCUGCAGCGUCCACUGGUCUACCAUCCAGCUGGGCAGCGGUCUGCCUCCUGCCCCACACCCUCCAGUGCUCCUGCUCGUAUGGUGCCAUCUCCCCACUCUGGGCCCUCGUCCCCCCAGCUCCAUUCCCUCCCCUACCAUUCGCCUACUUCCCCGUCUCCUACAUCCAGCAGCCCCUUGGGGCCCAUGACACUCUCUGGACAGCCUUCCCCACAGGCUAGCAGCCCUGUUUUGGCUGGGUUGUCCACUUCAGGUCCUUUGGUGCACCCCCUGAGCCAACAGGAAGAGAGGCUGAACAUCAAACAGGAGCCAGAGGAUAGAGAGCCCACUUUCCGUACCAUUGGCUUGCAGGACAUUACGCUUGAUGAUGUGAAUGAGAUCAUAGGCAGAGACAUGUCUCAGGCCCCAGGAGCUCAUGGGGGCUCUCCAGCUGCACACAGUCAGUCCUAGCCCACCACACACCACGUCGGACUCUCAGACAAUCUUCACAGGACUCCAGAGCUGGUCAGCGAGUUUUUACUCAAAGGCUGAAAAUGACCUUCCCCAGCGUGGAUCCAGUGCAAUUUAAAUGACAAUUAUUGCUUAUUCUUGAUUCAUGAACACAGCUAUAUACUGUGCGCAAAAUCGUGUACUGUACACGUGCGCAGACAUGGUUGAGUGGGAGUAAACUUAGAUUCGUUCUCUUGGAAAUAAAACCAAUAAUUCAGGGCUUUCUGACAGCAUGAUGUAUUAUUAUUAUUUGCAGCUUGCGGAUUCACCCCUCGGAUUGGCUAGCUAUGCAGUCGAGCACCCUCAUCCCUGACCGGAAUAUGCAGCAAUUCUACAGUCACUUUAGUGGGAUAACCGAGGGCUGCUCGAACCAUGAUAGAUGCCCACAUUUCGCUGCCUUACCAGCGGAAAUGCCGCCUUUUUCAGUACACAUUCUCCCAGUGCUGCCCUCUAGUGGACGGGUCCUCAGGCUCUGCACUGAGUCUGUAGUAAUAAUAUGCAACAUUCCACAUGUCUAGUGACCUUUCUGAGCUGUAGAUAAUGUUUAAUGAUAGGCCCAUUUCCUCUUCAGGUUGAACAAAUGCCUUAUGUAGUAGCUGUGAUUGUUAACAGGCUUUCUGCUGAGAAUUUAUAUUAGAUUUUAUUUCUUUUUAUUUCUUUUUUUUUUUUUUUUUUGAAUGGGGACAUGGUUAAAUUCAAUGUGUGUAUUUUAUACUUAGUAGCUGAGCUUCAUAUUGUGCUUUGGAGUUCUGUGAAUUGUGUUAGCUCAACAUUACUUUCACAGUGCUGUUCUUUAUAAGUCAAAUUAAUUGUUCUCAGAUUCUAAAGAUAACACGUUUUGUACAGUUGCAUGGGAAGAUGAACUCAUGUAGACUGAGUUCAUCAGGUCUGAUGAACUCAUCAGGUCUGAAGAGAAUAAAGUACAUAUAUAUAUAUAUAUAUAUAUAUAUAUAUAUAUAUAUAUAUAUAUAUAUAUAUAUAUAUAUAUAUAUAUAUAAUAUUUCUUUAUCUGCAUUGAACUCGAACAUAAUAUUGUUUUGACUAUGCUGAAACUCGCUUUUGUGCCUUUGAUUAGACAAAAAAAAAAUGCAUUGGAAAAAAAAACAUUGCAGGUUUGAUGUCAAGGAAUAACCAUAUUUAAUUGGUUUGUUUUUUUUUUUCCUCCCAUAAAAGGUUGCAUCUUGACAAUCAACAAGUGAAUUUCCUGUUACUAUAGAGUGACAUGAAAGCUGCUCUCAGUUUAUGUCAUUGCUGCAUUCUGGGACUUUUCAUAAAGGUUGAAAUCCAAACCAUCUUCCAAACCUAUCAGCCCAUCUUAAAUUAUAGCGCUCAUAUUUGCUCACAAUUUGCUCUUGUGUGGACAAAAACAGUUUAGGCUGGUUUCCUCUGUACUUCACUCUUUGGGUCAGACACAGACGCUGGACACUGCCAGAGCAGAUGCCGUUUGAUGGUAACAAAUCUAUUCAUUUGUAUUGGUUCCUUGCCUUAAAAGUUUAAAUUGGAGAUUACAGUUGUUUUCUCAACUGUAUUUUUUUUUUCUUCAUGAAAACUGGCACAAUUCAUUUAAGAUUUUUUCUUAUCUUUUUUCAGUCUUUGUGAGACAUACAGCUGUAUUCAUAACUGUUAAUUAUGUUUGAAAAAGAAAAAACUGCUAUGCACUAUAAACCUGCCUUCUGCCUAUAAGAAAAAAAAAAAUAGAAAAAAGAAAACCUUGAUGCCUCUAGACUAGAUGCUGUAGAGAUGCUUCUUCAUAGAGUAGUAUGCCAGACAAGAGUUCUGUGUGUCAAGAUGUGUCUGUUCAUGCACAGAGUAAGCGUCUUAACAGUUUUGUGUAUGCGCUUAUGUCAGUUUGUAUCCAAUGAAUUGUAGAUAUUUGUUUCUGUAUUUUUAAAAACCUCUGAAUUUAAAUGGUGUAAAAGCACACUGAUACAUUAGGCUAUGCAAGGACAGACAAUAUGACGGUGUGACUGAUUUUCAAACAUACCAAUAGCAGGUUUGUUUGAUACUCUUGCAUCUAUACAGUAUGUAAGUAUAUAUAUAUAUAUAUAUAUAUAUAUAUAUAUAUAUAUAUAUAUAUAUAUUUUGUUGUAUGUAAACCCUUACAUAUAGUGACAGGUGUUUUUAAUGACACUUUUGACUAUUUAAACUAUCAAAUAUACGUAGGAAAGCCUUAACUUGUGUUAAAAUUCAGUUUUAGAGAAUGUGUGUCAUAAGGUUUGAGUUUGAUUUAGCAAUAGUGUUUUUUUGAGAAUCAAGACAGAAAAACAACCUGAUGGGGAGUUCUGGGAUGAAGCAGGGCCCCCAGAUAAGCACCUAUUUUCAUUCUUUAGAAACCAAAGAUCGAACAAUGUGUUCCCAUUUUACAUACAGAUGACAACGCAGACACCAGAACUCUAUUUUUGAUACUUUGAAAUGGAUGUCAUUCCUAAAGUUUGGGUAGCUUGGAUGGUUUGUAAAAUAAAAGUACAGGUUCAGUUGAUGUUUACGGAGCCUUGUAUUGUUGUUUCAUGUACAUUUUGUAUUUAACAUUUUGUAAUUUUUAAGACUGCAGUGCUUUUUGAAAUUAUUCAAAGGGAACACCAUGUGGCAUAGGCUCUUCUGAGGUAGUGUAUCAAUAAAAAGAAUAAAUGCCCAAAUGUC